Molecule: messenger RNA, 1293 nt
Organism: Nasonia vitripennis (jewel wasp)
Lineage: Eukaryota; Metazoa; Arthropoda; Insecta; Hymenoptera; Pteromalidae
Product: aquaporin AQPAe.a-like
Exons: 6
Coding region: 369-1187 (272 amino acids)
Biological process (GO): transmembrane transport
Cellular component (GO): plasma membrane
Molecular function (GO): water channel activity
Source: RefSeq, a predicted model, not a curated record
UCUCCGCACAGCUUUUGUGCUUUAUUUCGGAACGUGUUAUUACGGAAAAUCGUAGAAGGUAAGUUUCGCAUGAAUAAGAGAUGAGUAAAUCAUUAUCGAUGUCAUCGUGCGGUAAAGGGGUGUAGCCAGCGUUGCACAGGCGCAGUAGGCUCUCGAGACGGCGAUACUUCUCUGAUACUCCAAUAGCCCAGCGACAUCCUUCGAUACAGCAUGUGCGUUUCACCCACACGGAUCAUCGAAAUUCUCCGAGCCGAGAAUGCGAGGAAUCAAUCGGCGCAAUCGACGUUGCGUCAGGCGAUGCGCGAACUUGUUGAAAAGGCUGCUCAAGGUUCCAACAGUUUCAGAAAAAACUAGUCGAGCCGUGGAAGAUGCAGGAGGGCACCUCGACGAUGUUCCUGGCCGAAGUGGUGGGCACGAGCAUUCUCAUAUUCAUCGGCUGCAUGGGCUGCAUCGGAACAAUGGGACCCGCACCCCCGCCACCCAUGCAGAUGGCUUUCACCUUCGGCCUGACAGUCAACCUCAUUAUCAUGACCUUCGGUCACGUUAGCGGAGCCCACCUGAAUCCGGCGGUGACCCUCGGCGCCGUGAUGAUCGGGCUGAAAUCGAUUCCCACAGGCGUCGUCUACUGCGCGGCUCAGUUCAUCGGCGCGACGAUCGGCUACGGUCUGAUCAAGAUAGUGACGCCGGCCCUGCUGAUGAACGACGGCAAUCCAAGUUCGGAGACGCCUCUGUGCGUGACGGCGAUCCACCCGGAGGUGAGCGUCGUCCAGGCGCUGCUCAUCGAGAUCCUCUGCACGUCGCUGAUACUCCUCGGCGCCUGCGCCACCUGGGACCCGAGGUGCGCCCAUACCACCGACUCGACCGCCCUGAGGUUCGGCUUGUCCGUGGCCGCUAUUUCCUUUGCAGCGAGCCCGUACACGGGCUGCAGCAUGAACCCGGCGAGAACGUUCGGGCCUGCUCUGUGGCACGGAGCUUGGAAGCAUCAAUGGGUCUACUGGCUCGGACCUAUGGUGGGAGCGGCCCUCGGCACCUCGGCGUAUCAAGUUUUAUUUUCCCCUAAGGAAGCGCAAAGUACCAGCGUCAGCGUCGAGACGACGAACAGCGAGGAGAGGGAUUACGAAUCCUACAAAAUGACCGAACUGCAGGUCAAUACUACUGCCGAGCCUGAGAAUCUGGCUAUCGAGUAGAAUAUGCAUUACGCUGUAUGACCAAGAGCGCGAUUUCGUUUCUGUACAGGAAUAUUAGUUGUAAAUAGAUUUUUUUUUUUUUUUAAUAAAAUUCACGAUAAAGUUA